AAGUUCAAAAAAGUUUUCGAUGCGAAACGCGAAGUCGACGGUAAACCGUUGAAAUUUCUGAAUGAUUUGGAUGUGGUGAACGAUGAUUUGGUGAUAUUCAGUGAUUCGUCGUCGAGAUGGCAACGUAGAGAUUACUUCAAAAUUUUGAUGGAAGGAAUACCGAACGGGAGAGUGUUCAGUCUUGUGCCGUCUACAGGCGAGGUGAAAGUGCUCAUGAAAGAUGUUUUCUUCGCGAACGGUGUUCAACUAUUCCCUGAUAAACAGUCGUUUUUGGUUGCUGAGACAGCAAUGGCUCGCAUCAAGAGGCAUUGGAUAGCCGGACCGAAGAAGGGCACCACAGAGGUGUUCGCUGAAAAUUUACCAGGAUUACCGGAUAACAUCCGUCUGAGUGAUGAUGGUAAAACAUUUUGGGUUGGUAUGGCCAACGUUAGACGUCACCAGCAAUUUUCGCUCAUAGAUUUCGUAUCCGAAAAACCAGUACUAAGGAAGUUCCUCCUGAAGUUGAUACCGUCUCCAUAUUGGUCUAUUCUCUAUUCAAAACUGAGAACGCGACAUGCAAUGAUCAUUGAAUUGGAUCUAAACGGACAAAUCGUCUCGAGUGCCCACGAUACGUACGGUGUAUUGAUGACUGAAGCUUCGCAGGUGACUGACGAUGGCGAGUACCUGUAUAUGGGCAGUUUUCAUGCGAAUUUCAUCGCUAAACUUCACAAAAGUUAUUUGCGAUCAACGAACUGA
Molecule: messenger RNA, 735 nt
Organism: Anisakis simplex (herring worm)
Lineage: Eukaryota; Metazoa; Nematoda; Chromadorea; Rhabditida; Anisakidae
Source: the annotation of a GenBank genome assembly